AUGUCUUUCAGAAACACAACAAACGAGCAAGUUAAAGCUGUUGAAAUCUGCUCUUGUCAUCUGAUGGAUCAACUCCUCAAUGAAUAUGUCGACACUGAAACAAAAACAACAACAACUUUCAUCAACAAGAAUGUUGAAGGUGAUGACUGUGAAAUAGACGACGACGAUGAUAAUGAUGAUGAUAACAACAAACAUAGAAAUGAUGAUGAUGAUUCAGGGAAACAUGAUUCUGAUGAGUUCACCACCAGUAGCGAAAAGGGCAAUGAUGGUGAUGAAGAGUAUGAGGAUGAUGUUUACAGAAACAUCAGUGACAGCAACAGCGAUGACUCCAUGUUUAGGAAAACAGUCAUCAUCAACAAUGACGUCAUCAUUAGCAAUAACAAUGACAUCAUAAACAACGACAGCGAAGGCGGCAGUUUCCACAAAACCGCAUUCUCCCACUCAACACCAAAACAGGAACUUCAAGAACUACAACAGAACAACACGCAACUGAUUGACAAACUCAAAAAUUUAGACAAGAGUUUUUCAGAGAGUUCAGGUUAUAGUGCAUUUUAUGAUGAAAUUUUUAACAACAUUGAUUUUAAAAUUAACAGGACCAAAAACUCUAGUGAAGAUGAUGAUGACGGUGAUGAAAGUGACUGGCUCCAACCUAUCUACUUUGGUUCGGAAAGCAACAACAGCUACAAAAACAGCACACUCACGAAUGUUACACAAAUGAAUGAUGACAGUUUCAACGUAAGUUUGGUAUCAUCAAUCUGGGAGGCUGAGAGUGGAAGGCUUCCUUGCAAACGCAACAUCAAUGACAUCAACGAUAUCAAACACAGUACAAGUGUUAAAAACGACAAUAACACUAACGAAAAUGAUGGUGACCUUUCUUGCAAGAUCAAAUUUGACUUCCACAAAUAUAUCAAGUACAACCAAAACAGCAGCAAGCACAUCAACCUGAGCUCAAGUGAAGAAGAUUACACUAAAGAAAGUUACUGGCUCUCUCCCAUAUACUUUGAUUUCAACACCACCAACAACAACAACAAAAAAAACACCAACAACAGUAUCAGCCGCACCGCCAACAAAAUAAACAAUGUCAUAAACCAAAAAAUUCAAAAAAACAUCGGCGAAAACAUCAGCGACAACAAAAACCACACUAAACAAUUUAACUUCAGUUUAAUCGAGGAAGAUGAAAGUGAUGAAAGUGCCUGGCUUUCCCCCAUCUACUUUAAUUUUAACACAACACCCAACGACAACAACAACAUCAGCAACAAAAUAAAUUAUGACAUAAACCAAAAAAACCAAGAAAAAAUCUACGAAAACAUCAGCGACAACAAAAACCUCACUAAACAAUUCAACUUCAGUUUAAUCGAGGAAGAUGAAAGUGAUGUAAGUGCCCCCAUCUACUUUAAUUUCAACAAAACACCCAACGCCAACAACAACAUCAGCAACAAAAUAAAUAAUGACAUGAACCAAAAAAACUACUACGAAAACAUCAGCGACAACAAAAACAACAACAAACACAUCAACUUCAGCUUAAUCGAGGAAGAUGAAAGUGAUGAAAGUGACUGGACCUCUCCCAUCUACUUUGAUUUUAACAACGCCAACAACAAUGAUAUUUACAAUCAAAACAACAUGAAAUUUAACAUUCAACUUUUUUCAAGAUCAGUUGCAGCAGCAACAACAACUACAACACGACUCAUCCGAGUUCGAAUGCAAAUCAGAGAAAAAAAAACAUACUUCAAAGAAUUUUUCAAAGAAUCAGAAAAGUCUUUCAUAAAAGGAAAUGAAAAUCCUACAUUGCUAACUGCAAAUUGUCUCUAUGACAACAACAACGACAACAUUAAUUUCAUCAACAACAACAAUCUUCAGAGAAAAUGGAAAUUCCACAGCAAAUGA
Molecule: messenger RNA, 1884 nt
Organism: Helobdella robusta
Lineage: Eukaryota; Metazoa; Annelida; Clitellata; Rhynchobdellida; Glossiphoniidae
Exons: 2
Coding region: 1-1884 (627 amino acids)
Source: RefSeq, a predicted model, not a curated record